Molecule: messenger RNA, 988 nt
Organism: Pecten maximus
Lineage: Eukaryota; Metazoa; Mollusca; Bivalvia; Pectinida; Pectinidae
Product: neo-calmodulin-like
Exons: 5
Coding region: 43-639 (198 amino acids)
Cellular component (GO): cytoplasm
Molecular function (GO): calcium ion binding
Source: RefSeq, a predicted model, not a curated record
GCCGCUUCUGUGGAGGGGCGUAUAUAGACAUAUAAAUUGUACAUGUGUGCGUUCAGGACAGGCAAGUCAGAAUUCUGCUGUCACAGACUCGUUUCACCAGACGUGAGUAUGUCUGAACCAGACAAAGCCAGCGACGAGACACGACUGGGCGUAAAGACGGACGAACACACGGAAGUACAUCGCAUUCAAGUUACGGGAGACCUGGCUGUGCAGGAUGAAAAGCUACGCGAGAUGUUUGACGCCAUUGACACAGACAAAGACGGACGGUUGUCCCUGGACGAACUGAUAAAAUGGUACCACGUGAUGGGACUCAACCCAACACAAGAGGAGGUGAAAACCGUUCUGGACCAAUGUGAUGCUAACGGGUCCACAUAUAUAGAAUAUGAUGAGUACAAAGACAAAUUGAAGAUCCGGAUGGACGCUGCUGUAGCAGAAAGGGACUCUCUAAUGAACGCCUUCAGGACACUGGACAAAAAGGCAGAAGGCACUGUCUCCUGCCUUACACUCCGGACGGUGCUAACAGGAACAGGAGAUGCUCUCGACGACGAAUGGAUUGACGAGAUUUUUCGAGACAUGGACGUUAAAAAGGAUGGAGUUGUUAUAUAUAAAGAUUUGGUUGGGAAGAUAUGCAAGACUUGAACGCCAAGCCACAGUGAUGCAAACACCGACAUGCCGGAUCUGUUAGUCGUGUUGUCGGGGAGUUAACACGUCAUCAAUGUGUCAAAAGUCAUAUAACAUACAUAAACAGCACGUAAAACUACAAUAUUAAAGGCUAACCGGUCACAGUGUCAUAACAUGACGAUUAGUCUUCAUCUAUACAACGGAGACAGGGUUGACGAGUCUGCAACGUUCAUCGUGUGAUAAGCACCAUUGUGGUGUUCCAAGGUCAAAUAGUUUCCGGAUUGUCAAGGAUUCAUAAAUAUCCUGUGAUUUUGUAUUAUUUUUAGUAUUCUUCCAUUCUGAAUGUAAGUAAAAUGUAUGCUGGCUA